AUGUGUCCAGCCUCCCUCACACUGAGAGCAGGUUGUGUUGUGAUUGCGGGGCCCAUUGUGCGCUCUCUGCUUGAGCUCUUGGUUGCUUCUUUUUUCUUCUGUACUGUAGGCCUUCUCUCCAUCCUCUUCCUCCCGUGUGGUUAUAACACGUGUAAUAACACUCUGCUCUUCCUCUUUGUCUCCCUCGCUCCAGCGCCUCCCCAGUUUGUGAUCCGGCCGCGGGACCAGAUUGUGGCGCAGGGGCGCACGGCCACCUUCCCCUGCGAGACCAAAGGGAACCCCCAGCCGGCGGUCUUCUGGCAGAAGGACGGCAGCCAGAACCUGCUGUUUCCUAACCAGCCUCAGCAGCCUGACAGUCGUUUCUCGGUGUCUCCCGGCGGCGACCUCACCAUCGCGGCGGUGCAGCGGGCCGACGCCGGCUACUACAUCUGCCAGGCGCUCACCGUGGCCGGCAGCAUCCUGGCCAAGGCCCAGCUAGAGGUCACAGAUGUUCUGACGGACCGUCCUCCGCCCAUCAUCCGCCAGGGGCCGGCCAAUCAGACGCUGGGCGUGGACAGCGUGGCGCUGCUGAAGUGCCAGGCGUCGGGGGACCCCAUCCCCAACAUCAGCUGGCUGAAGGACGGGGUCAGUCUCCUGGGCAAGGACUCGCGCAUGUCCCUGCAGGAGCUGGGCAGCCUGCAAAUCAAAAGCAUCCGUCUCUCAGAUUCUGGCAUUUACACCUGUGUGGCUGCCAGCUCUAGCGGAGAGACAUCUUGGAGUGCUUUCCUUGAAGUAAAGGAGGGCGGAGGGGUGAUGGUGCUCAAGAACCAGGAUGAGAACGAGCUGCCCGGCCCGCCCUCCAAGCCCCAGGUCACCGACGUCACCAAGAACAGCGUGUCCCUCUCCUGGCAGCCCGGCCUGGCCGGGGGGGCGCCCGUCUCCUCCUACGUCAUCGAGGCCUUCAGCCAAUCGGUGAGCAACAGCUGGCAGACGGUGGCGGACCACGUGAAGACGACCCAGUUCACAGUGAAAAGCCUGCGGCCCAACACCAUCUACCUGUUCAUGGUGCGCGCCGUCAACAGCUACGGCCUGAGCGACCCAAGCCCCAUGUCGGAGCCUGUGCGCACGCAAGAUAUAAGCCCCCCAGCGCAGGGCGUGGACCAUCGCCAUGUCCAGAAGGAACUGGGCGAGGUCAUCGUGCGGCUUCACAACCCUGUGGUCCUCAGCCCCACCACCAUCCAAGUCACGUGGACGGUGGACCGCCAGUCGCAGUUUAUCCAGGGUUACCGGGUUCUGUACAGGCAGACGUCGGGGCUACCUUCGCCGGGGCCUUGGCUGAGUCAGGACGUGAAGAUCCCCUCCGAGCGGAGCGUGGUGCUGGCGCAGCUCAAGAAGGGCAUCGUCUACGAGAUCAAAGUCAGGCCCUACUUCAACGAGUUCCAGGGCAUGGACAGCGAAUCCAGGACGGCACGCACCACAGAGGAAGCUCCGAGUGCUCCCCCCCAGCAGGUGACAGUUCUGACGGUGGGGAACCAGAACAGCACCUCCAUCAGCAUCUCCUGGGACCCCCCUCCUCCCGACCAUCAGAAUGGUAUCAUCCAGGAGUACAAAAUCUGGUGUUUGGGAAAUGAGACGCGUUUCCACGUGAACAAGACGGUGGACGCGGCCAUCCGCUCGGUGGUGGUGGGGGGACUGCAGGGCGGGGUGAUGUACCGCGUGGAGGUGGCGGCCAGCACCAGUGCCGGGGUGGGCGUCCACAGCGAGCCCCAGUCCAUCGUCAUCGGUGACAGGCUACAACACGGUAAGGACUUCCGGGACGUGAUCGUGACGGGGGGCCGGAACAACAGCAUCACGGAGCAGAUCACGGACGUGGUCAAGCAGCCGGCCUUCAUCGCGGGCAUCGGAGGGGCCUGCUGGGUCAUCCUCAUGGGUUUCAGCAUCUGGCUGUACUGGAGGAGGAAGAAGAGAAAGGGUCUCAGCAACUACGCAGUUCAGUCCUUCACGUUCACCCCUGCAGUCACGUUCCAGAGAGUCGACGGCGGUCUGAUGAGCAACGGAAGCCGACCUGGUCUGCUGAACGCCAGUGACCCGGGCUACCCGUGGCUGGCUGACUCCUGGCCCGCCACCAGCCUGCCGGUGAACAGCGGCUCCGGAGGACCCAACGACCUGGGCAACUUCAGCCGCGGAGACCCCUCCGGUCAGGCGGACAAGACGGGCACCAUGAUGUCGGACGGCGCCAUCUACAGCAGCAUCGACUUCACCACCAAGGCCAGCUUCAGCAGCCCCGGGCAGGGCUCGCAGGCCACGCCCUACGCCACCACGCAGAUCCUGCACUCCAACAGCAUCCACGAGCUGGCCGUGGACCUGCCCGACGGCCAGUGGAAGACCUCGCUGCAGGCCAAGCAGGAGAUGGCCAGCCUGGGCUACUCGCUGCCCGACAAGAACUCCUGCAACAACACACUGCUUUUCAUUCCUGACUACCGAUUGGCUGACGGACUGUCUAAUAGAAUGCCCCACAACCAAUCACAAGAUUUCAGCACCACCAGCUCCCACAACAGCUCGGAGCGCAGCGGCAGCCUGUCAGGUGGCAAAGGAGGGAAGAAGAAGAAGACCAAAGGUGGUGCCAAGCCCUCCAAGGCCAACGGCUCCAACUGGGCCAAUGUGCCGCUGCCCCCACCGCCGGUCCACCCACUGCCCGGCACCGACAUGGACCACUACCCCGGAGACCAUCACGAAGGAGUAGGCUACGAGAGCGACGGCUGGGGGCCUCCGCUGCCGAUGCAGACCUACCUGCACCAGGGCAUGGAGGACGAGCUGGAGGAGGAGGAGGAGCGCGUGCCGACCCCGCCGGUGCGUGGCGUGGCCUCGUCGCCCGCCGCCGUCUCGUUCGGCCAGCAGUCCACGGCCACGCUGACGCCGUCGCCGCGCGAGGAGCUGCAGCCCAUCCUGCAGGCCCACCUGGACGAGAUCACGCGCGCCUACCAGCUGGACAUGGCCAAGCAGACGUGGCAAAUGCACGUGGGCCCGUAUCCCCCUCAGGCCCCCGCUCCCCCGGUCGGCUACGUGUCCAGCACGCUCGUGUCUGACCUGGAGACCGACAUCCCCGACGAAGACGAGGACGACGAGGAGGAAGAGGAGGAGGGCUACGAGAUGUCCCGUCCCCUCCGUGGCAUGGAGCACACCCCGGGGUCCAGCAUGGACAACCUGGACAGCUCCGUCACCGGGUCCAUGGUGAAUGGCUGGGGCUCGGCCUCCGAGGAGGACGACCGCAACUACUCCAGCCGCCGGUCGAGCGUGGGCAGCUCGUCCGACGGCUCCAUCUUCGCCCACUGCAGCUUCGCCCAGGCCCUGGUGGCGGCGGCCGACAAGGCCGGCUACCGGGUGGAGGGCACCAGCCUGACCAAGCCAGGUAAAGGCCUGAGCCAUCGGCCGCGCCCCAGCAGCCCCUUCUCCACGGACGGCAGCACCGUGGGCACACACAGCCUGGGCCACCAGAGGGCGCCGCGCCCGGCCCGCAAACACAGAGGAGGUCUGGGCACGGUGCCCCACCGCCGAGACGCCAGCGCCGACGACCUACCUCCACCUCCGGAGCCUCCUCCCUCCUGCCAGGGCGUGCGCAUGCAGGGGGCGCGCAGCGUGGGGAGCGUGGGCAGUCCGGCCGAGCGCAAGGCCGCCUCCCUGGAGCGCCAGCAGAUGGCGGGCGCCGGCGGGCUGGACGAGGUCAGGAGCUCGCUGGAGAGGCCCACGCGCACCUCGCUGGAGAGGCACCGCCAGGCCCAGGAGCGGCUGGGCUCCACGGAGCGCGCCCAGAAGAACGGACCUGUCUCAGAAGAAGCCAUGCCAUCCUACAACAAACCCUCCUUCCCCUCCCCCGGGGGCCACAGCUCCUCGGGCACCUCCUCCUCCAAGGGCUCCACGGGGCCCCGCAAGGGAGAGGGCCAGAGGGGCCAGCAGCAGCAGCAGCAGCAGCAGCGGGGGGCCACAGAGCACUCAGACGGGAACAACUUCCUGGGGACCAACGGCCAGCCACAGUACUCUGGGGAAUUAUAGUGACCUGAGGAUGCUGAAGCAGGAGUAUGCCAUGUCUGUCCUCACUUAACACCUUUCCUCUGUUCUGCGGGAAACUUGGACUUUCAUCCGUUACUAUGUCUCACCACAAGGAGAGGAGGGAGAAAGACGACGACGACGAUGGCAACGGUGGAGAAACAUUGUGGCAAAUCUGUAAAUGUCCAUGUAAAGACAGACCACACAACGUUGAUUUGACAUUUUUAUCCUUUCAAGAAGUUAUCUCCCACCUUCCACCUUAAAAAAAAACUGACUUUUUUGUGAGAAGACUUAAAAAAGAAAAAAAAAGUAAUGAAACAAAAGAAUGGAAGAGAUCCAUCCAGAUUGCUAAAGUACGGAGAGCAAAAGGGAUUUUUCCUGUAAAUAUGUUCUUAACAUUGUUUUUGCAUUGCUAUGCAAGCCAUUUUCUGUUCAACCUUCCUUGUUUUGUUUUUAAUUUCUCAUACUGUUGGUUUCAUCAGAUUAUCUGUACUAUAUGUGAAUGGAAAGGCUGUCGUGCCAUAAAGUAAUUAUUUUAUGAUCCUCCAUGUGUUAAUAAUUACCAUUGAUUAAUUGUUGUUAUUAUGAUUAUGAUUAUUAUUAUUAAUUAUUAUUAUUUUUUGCACUGCAAUUUUGGUGAUAAGCACAAAAAGCAUAGCUCCUGCUGACAUGAAGAAGCUGAUCGGGGAUCUGUGAAGUGGAGAUUUCUGUACUGUAAACUAAGAGAUAAGAAGAUAUAUAGCAUUGUACAGAGAGAUAUUAAGUAAGUAGUCACGGGGCCCAGGGGAGGGGGGCUGCACACAGUAAACAGGUGUUGGCCCUGCGUAUGUGUGUGCGUGUGUGUGUGUGUGUGUGUGUGUGUGUGUGUGUGUGUGUGUGUGUGUGUGUGUGUGUGUGUGUGUGUGUGUGUGUGUGUGUGUGUGUGUGUGUGUAUGUUGUGUGCAAGUGUCCGUGCAUUUGUGACCAUGGUGGAGAUUUCUCCCUCUGAUGGGGGAUUAGGCCGUGUUUGAUGGCGGGUGUAUGUAUGUAUGUCUGUGUACUGUGUGUGUGUGUGUUUGUGUGUGUGAGAGAGAGAGAGAGAGAGAGAGAGAGAGAGAGAGAGAGAGAGAGAGAGAGAGUGCGUGUGAGGGCGACGACAGGGCGAGGCUGGAGCUGAUUGAGCUCGAUGGGUCUCCAGAGGGUUUGACAUGUCUGACGAUGGAUUGUCCCGAUGUUUGUUUUCUCCACGGUUUACAAGUGGUUGAAAAAGAAUCCCCCCCCACAACCCGCUCCGCUAUUGCACAGUUGAUCCCCUCCCCAACGCAUUCUGAGUGCCCUCAAGAGACACAAUUGACCCCCCCACCACCACCCUCAACCCAAACCCUGCAGUUGGACAUGAAGUCCAUCACAGUUUAUCAAUAUUUGAGUUGAAACUAUUUCAAGGCUGAUAACCCCUAAUACUAGCCCUUUGUGAUGGCCAUGGCAUUGUUUUGCGUCUUUCGUUUCUUUUCUGCUUAAUCUCUGUUUGUGCUCACUACAAGGAAAAAAAACAAACGCUUCUCUCAGUUGCCCACAGCGACUUUGAAAUUGGUUAAACAUCAGAGUCCACUAAUUCUUGUGGACAUCUACUGAGGAGAUGUGGACGUGUUGCUCCAGGCUGGUGGUCUGUACACUCAAGAGCUUUUACAAGAGUUCCCUCCCCUAGCUCCUGCUAGCUCUUAUCUGUUUUUUUCUUCCUUUCAUGUGUAGUUUUAUGUUAAUUCAGACAAACAGAACGCCAGUUGACUCUGCCGCUGAGAGAGCUGAAUCACUCGCGGUCGAGCUUCAUGCAUCUGAACUUUCAGAUGCUACUGAGGCAUCCACAGCCUCAGUCCAGUAAAAAAUGACAAAGUGAAAAACAUUCACAUGUGUAAACAGCCCUGUACUAAAUAGACUGGCAAAUAGAAUUUGUUUUUGUUAUUUAUUGUUUUUAAAGCACUUAGAGUCGUCACACGCAGAACAGCACUGAGGCUCUCAAUUGCAUGAACCAGUGUAUUCAAGGAGACACAAGGAAAAAUCCACUGUGGCUAUUCAGUUGUCCAGGUUAAGCAAUACUCCAUAACGUGCUGGGCAUUGCAGGUCUGGGCAUGAGACAUAACUCUAUAUAAGAUUGGCGAUGCAUAUGUGUACCGAGUACUAAGGAACGAUCUGGUUGUAAAGUUUACCACUGCCUCUGUCUCACAAGCAAUGAGCGAACCACAAUACUCUCAGUCACCGAACACAGUUUACCAAGCAGUACAGAAUUCAGACACUAUUUUUGGUUAAGAUAUAUUUUGGGUUUUACAUUCUUUCUUACAUUCAUGUUGGUUUUUCAAACUCUCUUUUCUUGCACCUUUCAAUCGUAUUUGCUUGUUAUUCCUUUUCUAAAGUGAAACCAUGCAGAACUAAAUGUCAAGUGAAAAACCACGCUGCUUUUUUCAAAGGAUAUUUUUUACGGUUACAGUAACAUUCAGGAUUUACUGGUUUAAUGACUGUUUGUUUGCUCUUCUCUCCGGUUUUAUACUGUACAAUUAGUGUUGAUAACGAGGGUGUGGAGCUAACGGCUUUAUUGAGCAUUUCUGUCCUUUACUGUUCUUGAGUUCUUGAGCGCCAUGUUCAUGUCACAUCAUCUCGAUAUCGUGGCCAGUCUUCUGAAAAUGAGGUGCAAAGAGCAUCUCAUGACCUUUGUUUUUUUGUUUUGAUUUGUUUUUUUGUUUUGGUGGUGUUCGUGUGUGUCUAGGCCUACAUAUGUAUAUAUAAAUAUAUCCAUAUGCAUCCUCACAUUGAAGUUCAUUCCAAUCUGACUGAUGAAAAAUCCCCUUCCAAACUUUUAUUUUGUAUUGCUGUUAUUUUAAUUUCUCUGGUUCUUAUUGGCAGUGGGUUCUCCAUACGCCCUCUUUCACUGAGUAACGUGCCAGUUCAAAGCAUUUCCAUCUGGGAAAAGGUGAGAUAUCAGAAAGAGAACAUACCAAAUUAAUAUCAAUAUUUGAAAUGUCCAAUGCAUUUUAGUGACUUCUUUUUUAAAAAAAUACUAACUUUUUUUGUUUAUAAUAUGUUUCUUUUGAAAUCACAGUGUUGUUGUUUUGUAUUUAUUAAAAUAAAAAAAGGUAUAUUGUGAAUAAUGGAAAAAAGAUUUGUGGAAUAUAAGAUGUUUCCCCCUCUUUCCUUCAUGUGUCUUAUCUCUCCCUCAUGAAAAGCUUCUGCCAUAAAGAUUUCAUGGAGUCAUAACAUUCACGUAAUGUUGAAAUGCUGAGACAACAAAUUUCAGUGGACCCACUUUAUGUCUUGCAUGCUAACCAUGCUUCUUCCUCGACAUUUGCAACAAAUUAGAGAACAUCAUGGUGAACACAAAAAAAAUGUUCCAUCAGUUACCAAGACGAUGGGAUUUCUCUUCUUUUUUUUAAACUCCUACUCCCCCCUCUUUUUUUGAAAGUACAGUUAUCCGUUCUCUUUCCUUUUCUCAAUUCUCAAUAUUGUUGGAUCUUUGUAGCCUAUCUGUGUGUUGCCUUUUUUUGCUAAAAAAGGAAUU
Molecule: messenger RNA, 7549 nt
Organism: Sardina pilchardus (European sardine)
Lineage: Eukaryota; Metazoa; Chordata; Actinopteri; Clupeiformes; Clupeidae
Gene: robo2
Product: roundabout, axon guidance receptor, homolog 2 (Drosophila)
Exons: 25
Coding region: 1-4029 (1342 amino acids)
Biological process (GO): cell-cell adhesion
Molecular function (GO): protein binding
Source: RefSeq, a predicted model, not a curated record